Molecule: messenger RNA, 2049 nt
Organism: Malassezia globosa CBS 7966
Lineage: Eukaryota; Fungi; Basidiomycota; Malasseziomycetes; Malasseziales; Malasseziaceae
Exons: 1
Coding region: 1-2049 (682 amino acids)
Biological process (GO): tRNA methylation
Cellular component (GO): cytosol
Source: RefSeq, a predicted model, not a curated record
AUGCCUGUACUAUGUGCAGCAGCGCCAGAAAAUGCAGACGAUCACUCUGAACUCGCUCGUGCGCAGGAGCAUGAAGAUGACGAAACUUAUGAUACAGUUGAGCAGCACGACACAGGAGCUCAAUUCACAUCCGUUACAUCACAGCGUAUCCUCUCAUUUUCGUGGCGAGCCAUGAAAGAAGUUGCUGCUUUGCUCGAAAUCAUCACGCGCAAUCACAUGACCGAACAAAAUAUCAAGCGAGCGAGCGAUCUCUUCAUGCUGUGGCUCUUACGUAUCCGGCACCGCGGUGCAUUCAGCACAGUCUAUCCACACUAUCAAAGCUUGGCACGUGCGAUUUGUGAGCGUGGCAUGGACGGGCCGUCCUUGUGGCUUCAAGCAUGCCUGGAUCAUGCUGAUCAAUAUGCAGCAUCUCUGAGCACAACUCGACGUGGCGCCGGUCUUGGGUUUGCUGUGCUUGCAUUGCUCAGUGCACAUUCGGGCACCAAGCUUGUGGAUCUGACGCGUACAUGCGUCUCACGCCUGUUGAAUAUGGCCAAAGGGACAGAGCGGAUAAGAUCGAUUCAUGCAUUACACAUUCUACGUGUGCUUGUAAUGGACAGUACCAUGGCUCCAACCAUGAAAUUGCACUUAGGACAGGUACUUGCAUGUGCUGUCACAUCAUUCCAGUCUGUCCAUUGGAGUGUACGGAAUGCAGCAAUGAUGCUAUUCUCCGUGAUCAUUGCUCGAUAUUUUGGAACAAACGCAUUUAGCACCCGAGGUCCCGGUUCGCAUCGACGCGGUGCAAGGCUUGAAACGUUGUGGCGUGGCAGCGAGACGCUUGCACAGGCUCUAACAGAUACACUCGAGACGUAUGCAGGCCAGGAGGAUACAGACCUGGGCUAUGCGUCAGCUCUUUAUGCAGUUUUGUGUUUGUUCUCACAGUCUGAUGCGUCUAUAUGCAGUCCAUCACUGCUGGCGGCCGUGGAGCGAUGCACGCAGAGUCGUCAAGCGGCCCUUCGCGCAUUAGCUGCACAUUGUUAUGCUGUCCUUGUACCGCUUAGUGAGCAGCACGCAUCUGUAAAGCGACUGCUUCAGCAGGCCACGACUCGUAAUCAAAAUGCGUUGGCUGGCACGCUUGCUGUCUUGGAGCACUGGGCAAGCCCUACUUAUAAGGCUGAUAUUGAGAGUCGCAUGGAUUUGCUCACUGAUAAUGACUGCCCUGUUACACUUGCAUCUUUUCUUCAAGUGGCAAGGAAAUGCAAUGCACUCGAGGCAGUGAAGCCGUGGCUAGCCUCAUGGAUCCACGACCUUUUGAAUCCACCGUGGAACGUUGCUCGUGAUCCGUUCACGGUGUGGCUCCUCCCAGUCGCCCUCACUAUGGCGAUGCGUGUAGACAUGUUGCCUCUUGCCGUCCUGCAUGCAGAUCAUGACAUACGGUCAGCGACGAUCGAUAUCCUUUACCAAGACCCAGCCAUGCUCGAAGUUGCCCAAUGGGACAAGGUGGAGGUGCACAACGCCCUGAUGCAUACGCUCCUCUUCGAUGUGCAUGUGUCGCUCCAUGCUCGUUCACGUGCGGCUCAUUUAAUCAACGUGCUCGGAUGCGAGCUCGAGGAUACUUAUGCUCAAAAAUUGAUCGUAUUAGCUGCAUCGACAGAGUCAGUAUUGCUUCUUGAAGCUCUCUUGCCGCUGACGGGCCGUGCGGUUCGGUCUGACCGGUCUGACAUGCUAGAGGCGUGUUUCUGGAUCUGGGAUCAAUGUUCACAUGCAGAGGCAUCGCCCGCAUCUCGCCUUGGGGUCGCAUAUGCCCUCCAGCACGUGCACACGUCGCAUAUUCAAAAGGAUCUCAUACUUUUACGCUUGCUUCACGAUGAUGACUCUGACGUUCGAGAAGCCGCAUGUCAACUGCAAGAGUCAGAUCAUACAAAGGGCGGGCGCUUUGCUUGUAUUUAUGCGCUCCAUCGUGGCUCUGAAGCUUGUACGCGAGAGAUUUGGCGGCGUCGCUUGCGCGAUCCUGCCUUUCAUUCAUAUGUGUGGAAACUUUUGGUUCCAAUCGCUCGUAUGUAUUCUUGA